ACAAAUUCCCCUAGGUUGGCAGCACUGCCACACGUGCGCAGAUGCAUCGGUCAGAGGAACAGUUGUUGAGGUUAAAAGUAUCAACCGAAUCAUCAUAAAGCAAAGCCGCUAAUUCUAAAAUAUGGUGCAAGUGAUCGAGAGAAAUUCUAAAUGACGUGGUACUUUGGUAAUACAUGCCUACGCAGAAAACUUUUGCGAUACUUUGCAAAUACUCGAGAAAUGUCGAAGCAGGGUUCAAAGAAAGCUGGAAAGACUAAAAAAGUAGCGGUCACUGAGGAACCGAAGGGACCCAUCGGUACGGAUAAAAGUGGAAAUGUUACUAUAAAAAUUCAAGCAAAACCUGGAGCGAAGCAUAACAAUAUAACCGAUAUUUCCGAGGAUGCUGUAGGGGUUGCAAUUUCGGCACCUCCUGUCGAAGGCGAAGCAAACACGGAACUCGUGAAAUAUUUAGCUUCCGUUUUGGGAAUGAGAAAAUCCGACGUGUCUUUAGACCGAGGCUCUAAAAGUCGGCAGAAGGUUAUUCUAGUGUCUGGGACCACCGUGGAGAAAGUUUUGGAGAAAUUGAAAGGAGAGAUGGGGACUUGAAAAUAAUUGUAAACUUUCUGUAUUAUACUCUCUUUUCACGAGUCAUAUUUAUCAUACAUAAAUAUGGCAGUUUCGUCGAUGUGAACACGUAAUUUUAUACAUCUUGUAAAAAUAUUUUGUUAAUAAUAACAUUAAUUUCGGCAGUUAAAUAAGUACCUAAAAGCUUCGCUAAUAA
Molecule: messenger RNA, 760 nt
Organism: Megachile rotundata (alfalfa leafcutting bee)
Lineage: Eukaryota; Metazoa; Arthropoda; Insecta; Hymenoptera; Megachilidae
Product: UPF0235 protein C15orf40 homolog
Cellular component (GO): cytoplasm
Source: RefSeq, a predicted model, not a curated record